CGCCCCUCGCGGCCGCGCGUCUCCUUCCGCCGCCCGCGCCGCCAUUUUGCGAGCCUCCGACUGACGCGCGCCGCCGCCCCGCGGCUCUCGCUGUUCCCGGAGCGGCCGGAGCCAUGGCGGCAUCGUCUGUGGGGAACGUGGCCGACAGCACAGAACCAACGAAACGUAUGCUUUCCUUCCAAGGGCUAGCGGAGUUGGCUCACCGGGAGUAUCAAGCAGGAGACUUUGAAGCGGCUGAGAGACACUGCAUGCAGCUUUGGCGACAAGAACCUGACAACACCGGUGUGCUUUUGUUGCUCUCCUCCAUUCACUUCCAGUGUCGCAGGCUGGACAGGUCUGCUCACUUCAGCACUUUGGCAAUCAAGCAGAAUCCACUGCUGGCGGAAGCGUACUCAAACCUGGGGAAUGUAUACAAGGAGCGUGGGCAGCUACAGGAGGCAAUUGAACACUAUCGGCAUGCCUUGCGCCUCAAACCAGACUUCAUUGAUGGAUACAUAAAUCUUGCGGCUGCUUUAGUAGCUGCAGGUGAUAUGGAAGGGGCAGUGCAGGCAUAUGUUUCUGCCCUGCAGUACAAUCCUGACUUGUACUGUGUGCGUAGUGACCUGGGGAAUCUGCUCAAAGCCCUGGGUCGCUUGGAAGAAGCCAAGGCCUGUUACUUGAAGGCAAUUGAGACACAACCCAAUUUCGCAGUAGCAUGGAGCAACCUUGGCUGUGUGUUCAACGCUCAAGGAGAAAUCUGGCUUGCUAUUCAUCACUUUGAAAAGGCUGUGACCCUCGAUCCAAACUUUCUGGAUGCUUACAUUAACCUGGGGAAUGUCUUGAAGGAGGCACGCAUAUUUGACAGGGCUGUUGCAGCCUAUCUCCGGGCCCUGAGCCUGAGCCCAAACCAUGCAGUCGUGCAUGGCAACCUGGCUUGUGUGUAUUACGAGCAGGGCCUGAUUGACUUGGCGAUAGAUACAUACAAGCGUGCUAUUGAGCUGCAGCCACACUUCCCUGACGCUUACUGCAAUCUGGCCAAUGCCCUCAAAGAGAAAGGCAGCGUUGCUGAAGCGGAGGAGUGCUACAACACAGCUCUUCGUCUGUGCCCCACCCAUGCAGAUUCUCUCAAUAACCUGGCAAACAUCAAGCGAGAACAAGGAAAUAUCGAGGAGGCCGUUCGCCUGUACCGCAAGGCUCUUGAGGUGUUCCCGGAGUUUGCCGCUGCCCAUUCCAAUUUAGCCAGCGUCUUGCAGCAGCAGGGGAAGCUGCAGGAGGCCCUCAUGCAUUACAAGGAGGCCAUCAGGAUCAGCCCCACCUUUGCAGAUGCGUAUUCCAACAUGGGAAACACACUGAAGGAGAUGCAGGAUGUCCAGGGCGCUUUGCAGUGCUACACGCGGGCCAUCCAGAUAAACCCUGCCUUUGCGGAUGCCCACAGCAACCUUGCUUCCAUCCAUAAGGAUUCGGGGAAUAUUCCGGAGGCCAUUGCUUCAUAUCGCACUGCCUUGAAACUGAAGCCUGACUUCCCAGAUGCCUAUUGCAACUUGGCACAUUGUCUGCAGAUAGUUUGUGACUGGACUGAUUAUGAUGAAAGAAUGAAGAAGCUGGUCAGUAUAGUUGCUGACCAGCUGGAGAAGAACAGGCUUCCUUCUGUCCACCCCCAUCACAGCAUGCUGUACCCAUUGUCUCACAGUUUCCGAAAGGCUAUUGCUGAGAGGCAUGGAAAUCUGUGCUUGGACAAGAUCAAUGUGCUUCACAAGCCACCAUAUGAACAUCCCAAGGAUUUGAAAACCAGUGAGGGUCGACUCCGUGUGGGCUAUGUGAGCUCCGACUUUGGGAAUCAUCCCACCUCUCAUCUCAUGCAGUCAAUCCCCGGCAUGCACAACCCCGACAAGUUUGAGGUGUUCUGCUAUGCUCUCAGCCCUGACGAUGGCACAAAUUUCCGAGUAAAGGUGAUGGCUGAAGCCAAUCACUUCAUUGAUUUAUCUCAGGUCCCGUGCAAUGGGAAGGCCGCUGACCGCAUCCACCAGGAUGGCAUCCAUAUCCUCAUCAACAUGAAUGGCUACACCAAAGGAGCCCGUAAUGAGCUGUUUGCCCUCAGACCAGCCCCAAUACAGGCGAUGUGGCUGGGCUAUCCUGGGACCAGUGGUGCAUUAUUCAUGGAUUACAUCAUCACAGACAAAGAAACAUCCCCCAUAGAUGUGGCUGAACAAUACUCUGAAAAACUGGCUUACAUGCCAAAUACCUUCUUCAUUGGUGAUCAUGCUAACAUGUUCCCACACCUGAAGAAAAAAGCAGUCAUUGACUUCAAAUCCAAUGGACACAUAUAUGACAACAGAAUUGUUUUGAAUGGCAUUGAUCUGAAGGCAUUCCUUGACAGCCUCCCUGAUGUGAAAAUAGUUAAGAUGAAAUGUCCUGAUGGGGGAGACAAUGCAGAUAGCAAUGCCAGCCUCAGCAUGCCUGUCAUUCCCAUGAAUACGAUAGCAGAGGCUAUAAUUGACAUGAUAAAUCGAGGACAGAUUCAGAUAACCAUCAAUGGGUUCAACAUUAGCAACGGACUCGCAACGACCCAGAUCAACAACAAAGCUGCAACUGGUGAGGAGGUUCCACGAACCAUCAUCGUCACAACUCGCUCUCAGUAUGGACUGCCAGAAGAUUCUGUCGUGUAUUGUAAUUUCAAUCAGCUUUAUAAGAUCGACCCUGCCACUCUACAGAUGUGGGCAAAUAUCUUGAAACGUGUUCCAAACAGCGUCUUAUGGCUCUUGCGUUUCCCAGCCGUGGGAGAACCAAAUAUUCAACAGUAUGCACAGAACAUGGGCCUUCCCCAGAACCGCAUCAUCUUCUCUCCAGUUGCUCCUAAAGAAGAGCAUGUGAGGAGGGGCCAACUGGCUGAUGUCUGCCUAGAUACCCCCCUCUGUAAUGGCCACACCACAGGGAUGGAUGUGCUCUGGGCUGGGACCCCAAUGGUUACAAUGCCAGGAGAGACUCUUGCUUCACGUGUUGCCGCUUCCCAGCUGACUUGCCUUGGGUGCCCUGAGCUCAUUGCGAAGAGUAGACAGGAGUACGAAGACAUCGCUGUAAAACUGGGAACUGAUCUAGAAUACCUAAAGAAAAUACGUGGCAAGGUUUGGAAGCAGAGAAUAUCCAGCCCCCUGUUCAACACAAAGCAGUAUACAAUGGAACUGGAGCGGCUUUAUCUUCAGAUGUGGGAACACUGUGCAGCUGGCAACAAACCAGACCACAUCAUUAAGCCCAUAGAAAGCGGCGAAUCUGCCUGAAGAACUGAAGCCAUGAGAGAUACAAUCUUUCCAGGAAGCAUCCCUGUUUCCUGAGCAGAGGCCCUGGUGAGCCAAGGACUCCAUCUCUGCUUAGCCUGCCUGGUAUUAGUAGCAGAUGUGACCUAUCGUAGUAGUCCAAGAGCACAGCUGGACUUGUCUCCUGCAUGAUGGGAGGUCAGCUGCGUUGUAUCCCGUGAAGAUAAGUUGAGCUGUGUUGACUCUGCUGUGUCUCUGGGACCUGCUUUACAGGGGAAGGUGUGAAACGGCCAGGCAAUUGUGAUUUCAUGGGUUGAUUCAGUUUUCCUGUGCAUUAGAUUUUUCUCCUCCUCCUCCUCCUCCUACAUGGAUUUGGAAUUGGAGCUUUUUUAAAUAUUUGGUUUUCAGGUGUCCCCGUUUCCUCUGGCAAGAUUUCCUGCAAUUGCGUGUUGCUCCUCCCCACAUCACUUUUCUGAGCUCUACCGAAUGAAAGGGCCUCUCUGCUGGUGAAGCUUUUUUAUGGGUUUUAUAAACCACUUGAGUCUACAUCAGCCUCAUUAACAUUUGGCCUCUCUUGGGGACUUUUCUGUGCCGUACUGGCUUAGAUGAGGAUUUUUUAAAGCUUCAUCAAUUAACUUCAAGAUGGCAUUCCUCUGCAGAAAACGUAGAUUCAGUUUAAAAUGUAAACUCACCCUGAAAUAUUUGGAGUAAACACAACCUGGUGCCAAAUGCAUAUCCUUCAGGAAUUAUGUUAAUUAUGCACGAAGAAGCAGGUCUAGCCACUGUAGCAAAGACUUAAAAAAUAAUAAAGUUUUGGUUUGCCCAGGUUGGCCCACUGGA
This is a messenger RNA of Varanus komodoensis (Komodo dragon), 4070 nucleotides long. It is a transcript of the gene OGT, whose product is annotated as O-linked N-acetylglucosamine (GlcNAc) transferase. Gene Ontology annotation, biological process: protein O-linked glycosylation. Bases 114 to 3254 code for a protein of 1046 amino acids. Gene Ontology annotation, molecular function: protein N-acetylglucosaminyltransferase activity; protein binding. The transcript has 22 exons. The record is from RefSeq and is a predicted model, not a curated record. NCBI's taxonomy places the organism in Eukaryota, Metazoa, Chordata, Lepidosauria, Squamata, Varanidae.